GCGGCAUUUUGCUCGUCCCCACAUCAUGUGGCUUCAGGUUCAGCGUCACCUGUCGCAGCUCGUGCAUGGUCAUUUUUGAAAAAUGUCGCCCCCCGACGUCUUAUGGAUAGAGCAGAGGCAUUUUCAACGCAAAUCCACGCAAAGUGUUGCUCAACUGCAACUGCCGACCCGAUUGAAACACACUUGUUGAUGAAAAGUUCAGGAGCGACUUCACUUGCACUUCUAUGUCCACUAUUGCUGCUGCUAACCCUACGUCGACAACAGUAGUGCCAUUGGUCUGUCCCGCCCUCAGCGCCAACAUCAUGUCCAGGUUGUUCCUCGUUUCCGUGGCGUUGUAUUACAGCUCUACAAAGCUCCGUUUCGACCACGAUUUGGUCUUGCGACGGGAGAGCAGAUACAACAACCUGGCCGGUUCAACAUCUUCAGCUUCCUCGUGGUCGACGAGUAGAGACCAGGAGCUAAUCAAGGACGGCGCGCAUGGUAGAACUGCAGAGAAAAUAAAUCGGGGCAGCAGCAGCAGCAGCACCGGUUCAUCCAGUCCCUCUUCCGACCUCCGCCUUCGCCGGACGACCUUAUUUUGGGAUCAAAAUCCUCGCACUGCUGGUAGCCAACUGCAUGGAGCUACAAAGGAUAAGGAGCAGGAUGAGCAGUUGCGUCAUGCUGCGAGGCCGAAGUUGUCAUCUUCUGGAGCUGGUGGCAUCACAAAUCCUUUGGUGGACGCAGCCCAGCCAACAACAAAGCUUGUUGAAGUGCCAGUGGUGAGUACUACGGGCAGGACUUCUACGGGAGUCGCGACCACGAGUGGCGGAACAACCGCGACUUCCUUGCUGAAAAAGAAAAGCAGCACAGCAUCCACCUCUUCUACAUCAACCACUGCUGAUACUACCGCUGCAACAGCUGCAGCAACGUCUGCGCCCCCAAUUACCGAGCCACCCGAAAACGAGCCCCCAGCAGGAACAACUAAAGCGCAGCAGGAAGCGCGAAAAUCACUGAACAAGGUGAUUCGCACCGCAGCUUAUCUGCCUGAAGACAGCGAGGUGAGGAGAAAAUAUUUGGAAGCGAACCCCAUAGCGAGCGGCGAACCUUCUGAGACUGCAGAACAAUCCCAAUCCUCAACAUCAACAUCAACCCGGAAGCAGCUCGCGUACAUGAUUAUCACCGGCUGCGACCGCUUUCACGUCAUUGCGGACCAAGUCGAAUCUUUGGUGACCAAGCAGAACGUGCCUCCGUCCGAUAUCUACGUGAUGUUGACGCGUUGUCAACCCGAAGCUAUUUCCCAAAACGACCCGGCGUGUCCGCGGUUCAAGGACGUGAACUUUGUGUCGUUUCUCCCGGAUGGGGUGUUUCAGGACUAUGCGGGGACGGGGAAAACAGGUAGCGGUAGGAGACUAGAGGAGGAGGAGGAACAUCAAGGUGAACAUGAUAUGGAAACAAGUAGGUCUGAACCGAACGACAGUAGUGUUAACACAUCACCAAGUGGCUCUGCAACCGCUAGUACAACCUCGCACCCAUCACACGUUGACAGCAGCGGCGCAGAGGAGCAACGUGCAGGCCCAUUAACAUCGUCUUCCGCUACAUCUUCUGCAACAAGAAGACUCAGUGUCGGUGCUACAAGCGGUGCUUCUACCUACCAGUCCCCGGAGCAGGCGGCCUACCACAACUCACACAAACACACACAGGGCGCUAUCAAAUGUAAAAAUGUCUGGGUCUGGAACUUGUGAUGCGUGUUUCGGAUCCUACAAAGAUCUGUGAUGCAGAACGUGCAAAAGGUGCCGACUUCUGGCCAUGCUGACUGGGCAUUUCUCAUGCAGAAUACGCAUUACCAAGGAGCUGCAGAACCUGUGAUGCGAAGCCCUGCAUUCCAGACGUGGGGGAGCUUGAAAAAACUGCAUGACAAAUCUCGGAAUCUCCCAGACCCAGACAUUUUUGCAUUUGAUAGGCGCCGCGGUGGUCCAUGUGCAGCAGCAUAGUCAGAACGUUGUUUCCCAGUCCCAGAGAGAAGCUGCUAUAGCGAAAGCCGCAGCUCCGAUACAACUACCUCGUGGCGUACCUGAUCUAGCCCUUCCGCCGUCCUCCUUUACAGAAACGCGGAGCGUGCAGCAACUAACCGGAACGCAUCAAAUACAACAGCAUGCACAAGUCCCACGAGGAGCAGGGACUCCUGGCGUUGCUCAUCAGGCGAACAACAACCCACAACCUCGGCCCAAACCCCCAGCACCGCCAGCGCCCCCAAGUAGACCUUCGCCACCGCAAAUAAACAAACCACAUGGCAAGCCCCCGCCAGUGAUGGACGCGUUAGUGCUCACCCAGCACCAGGAACCCUGCACCGGGAUUAGAAAAAUGAAAAACGCGGGGGGCAUUUCGGUUUUCCCGGCUUUGAAUUCAGAAUAUUGGAAUGACCAGAAGAACGGGUUUUACCACAUAACAUCCGAUGCCGGCCCGAACGCGAAAUCCCUUGCAAAACCCAACCAACAUUUAUGGUCGGUGAUCCACGUGCGGCUGCACAUCUACUACAUGUGGGCGUUGGGGUUGCUGUUUCUCUUCUACGAUCAUGUUGCGGUUUUGGAGUAUGGCGUUCUCAAACGUUACAUUCUCAACUGUUACAUGAAUUUGUGAUGCAAGAAUGGCAACAGUCAAAGGGGCCAGCUUCCUGCUUUCGCAUCACAGAUCUGGCACAGAUUUAGGUGCUGUUGAGUCCUUCGGAGAUUUGUCAUGCGAAGCAGCUUGAUUAUCUGUCGGCUUAAGGUAGUUUUGCAUGACAAAUCAUGUAACAGCUGAGAAUGUAACAUUUGAGAACUCCAUAUGGAGGAUGACUUGGAUGUGUCGGUGUCUUUGGAUAUAUGAAUUGCAAAAGUAUCGUACUCGUAGUCGUACUACUACGACUUGCAGUACAGCAUGACAGAAUCGGUUUCUUAGCCAAUUCAGCAUGAGAAGUUCCAUUUUCCACCAUCUGGAAAAAAUUUGUAAUGCCAUUUCUAGUAGCAGAACUAGUACGAUACUUUUGCACAGUAUAAGAUAAAUUUUUCCGCAAUUUGAUCCCGGUUAUGGACGAGGACUACUCUUUGAUUUCCGUUUCCGCUUGGAACGACAACGGCUUGGAGGUCACGAAAAACAUCCGGGAUUUGAGUUCCACUUCCGCACGACCUGCACCCGGGAGUGGGACCACACCAGAAAACAGGAACUCCCGGCACGACGCGCUUUACGUGUUUCGCGAGAACCACUUUGGUGGCCUGGGGUGGAUGACCAGUCGACGUGUGUUUGAGUACUACUUGAUCCCGUACAUGUCGUUUGAGCGGCUGACGUCCGGCUGGGACACGAUUGUGAGUUUCAUUAUUGACAAGCUGAAAGUAAACGCGAAGACGGGGUAUCCAAUCAUGAUGAACGGUAACAGCCCCGCACUUUUUGGGCGGAAGAAAACGGGUAAUCCCAGGAUCGACAACCGCAAGUACUACGCGGACGAAAUGACGGAAAUUCUCACCUACCAUGGCAUCGACCCGGGGAAGGAAAUGCGGCAGAACGUAAAGCAGUACGAGAAGGAUCACGAACAUUUAGCGUGGCCCUGGGAGAAAACGGAGAGUGGACAAUUGCCGAAGUUGGAAGUGGUAGGACAUGAUCAUCAACAAGCAUCGGGCACAGGUACAACAACUACUUCUACUGCGAAAACCGAGCAAGAACAAAAGGAAAAGCUCUAUCGGCACAUCGCCUAUCUCGAAACGGGCCCGGGGCUGAAGCACUUUCUGUUUGAGUUAGAAAAAAGAACGGACAAGGCGGCCCAGAGGAUCGCAAUGUUGGUCAAGUCCAGUUACGACCACUACGAGGAAGAGACUCUGACCAGGGUCUCCUCCCUCUACCCCUCCGUCGGACUCACGCACCACCGCACGACGAAAACCGGGAUCAGUGUCAAAACGAAGCAAAACGCGAAAGACUUGGACAAAUUGUCUUUUUGGGUUCCGCCAGUCGUGAAAAUACAACAACCGGCUGUACUACCGGGAGCGCCUGCGCCUGGUGGUGGAGUUGUUGACCCUGCUUUAUCAUCCGCGGAUCCGCUUCCCCUUGUGGAAGAGAGAAUCCACGCGAACUCUGAGACCAAAGACUACCUAUGCAAUGUGAAUUAGAAUUUUCCGUACAUGUACAAAAUGCAUGACAAAUUCCGCUAAUCUUGCAGUGUCCAACUUGUCAUGCUAGACUAGGAUUGAAGGCAAGUUUUGUCAUGCAGAGACUGCAUUUGUAGUUGUACGUGUACGGGAAAUUUCCUGUGGACACUACCUCGCUUGGAACUACGAAAACUACUUGCGCAAGGCCGUCGGAAUACCGCCGUUCUUUGUACAAGAAACGACGAGCACGACAUCUGGUGGUGAAAAUCUAAAUCAACCCAGCAACGCGCACCUCCGUUGUCUCUACAACGCCUUUUCCGACACGGACAAGAAACCCUGGUCCUGGAUGCGGCGCACCUUCCACAUGCACGGAGUCGGCUGGGGGGAAACACUAUGUAGUGGAAAUUUUCGUCGUUGUACGCUGUGCAUGUCCAAGUGCUAGAAGUGCAAAGCGCAUGACAGAUGAAACUGCUGUUCUUGCCGACGACGUUGUAAGUAAGUAGCUGCUUCAGAAACAGACACAAGAAUCGCUCCAAAAUGGUGGCAAAAUUAUUCCUCCAUUUUGCAUGCGCACAACCCCGAUGGACGAAAACUUCCAAUCCAUACCCUCCCAGACAGGCGUACAAGGGUGCGGAAGUCGUUUUCAGCAAAGGAAGCUACUACUGGGUGGUACCGCGGUACAGCCCCUACUACAUGGAAACCGCUUGCCGCGUCUGUGACCGCGCCUUGCUGGAGCACGGGCACCAAAUUAGCGGUGGCGCGGUGGACCAGGCGGAGUUCCGGAAAUUGUUCAAGUUGUACUUGUCACUCGUUUCCCCGAGUGCGGAGAGUAGAGCAGCGGGAGUUCAGCAUGGCGGAAGUGGAAGGUCUCUUUCAUCAACGACCACGGGGAGCAAUUCGACGGUAGGAGGUGGUGAGUCAGCUGGUGCAGACAACGGCUUACCAACACCAAAAGUGGCUUCAACAUCACAUAACGACCGUGGUCCGUUACCCGCGUAUUGCGUGCACGGCCCACUGCCGACGUAGGUAGAGGGUGGUUUUGUUGGUGCGGCGAUCAUCGGUAACUAAAAAUGGCGCAUGAGGACGAGUGAAUAAGAACAAGAAGGAGCGCUAGGAAUCGUAUCUUCCGGCGUGGAGUGAAAUAAAUAUUUUCCGUUUCGUCCCUCUUGGCAAGAGGGACGAAGAAAUCUAUACAAGUAAGAUGAAAGUGCAACAAGAUCGCGUAGAAAAAAGGAAACCAGCUUGGCAAUCAUACUUACGCCAAUACCCGGUCAGGUGACGUGCGCGACCAAUUCUCG
Amoebophrya sp. A120 is the source of this 5392-nucleotide messenger RNA. NCBI's taxonomy places the organism in Eukaryota, Dinophyceae, Syndiniales, Amoebophryaceae. The record is from the annotation of a GenBank genome assembly.